Messenger RNA from Schistocerca americana (American grasshopper), 4107 nucleotides. RefSeq lists its product as uncharacterized. Gene Ontology annotation, molecular function: protein binding. The record is from RefSeq and is a predicted model, not a curated record. The transcript is spliced from 5 exons. Lineage: Eukaryota; Metazoa; Arthropoda; Insecta; Orthoptera; Acrididae. Bases 236 to 3118 code for a protein of 960 amino acids.
CGGCCGGCCUGCAGUUCCGUAUCCGUUCCCGUCGUGGCAAGUGUAGCGUACGCCAUGCCGUGAAUAGCUCCGCAACUCUCGCGCCAACGCCGAUCAGCAGCAAAGCAGCCUCCCGCACCACGUUACUCCUACACGUCCGUUAUAUUAUGGGAAAGUGUCGCGGGUUACUUCACCGAUGGUGAAAGGUAGCCCCGACAACUGAGCUCGGCCGCAGCAAAAUGCACAGCUGUGAAAGAUGAGAGCUUGCGACGCGAGCAGAAAUGCCGGCACUUCUGCUCCGUGCGCGGCGUUCGUGGUGGCCGCGGCCGUGCUCGCGGCGGCCGCCCUGUGCCACGGCGCCUCCACCACGCUGCACCCGCGCCACCAUUCCCGGCACUCCAGCGCCGCGUGCCCCACCGAGUGCCGCUGCUUCAGGGAGCACCACUCGUCACAGUUGCACUUCCACGUGGAAUGCACCGACUGCCUGCCGCACGUGCAAGUCCCCGCCGGCGCCGUCCGCGUCUCCUUCACCGACGUACAGCCAGAGUGCCUCUCCAAUUACACAUUCUACGAUUCCCCUUCGCUCGAUUAUCUGUCCUGGCAGUUUAGUAGGCUGAAAUCCGCCAACGAAACCUUAUUCCACAAACUGACGCUUUUAGAGAACGUCGAUCUCAGUCACAAUGAGCUCGAAUCCCUCUCAUCUCACACCUUUCACUCUCUCCUCUCACUCAGAGUGCUCAAUUUAUCUUACAAUCAAUUGCACGACCUCCCAGAAAAUGUAUUUGACGGUCUGGAUAAAUUAGAACUGCUGUCUCUUAGUUAUAAUGAAUUUCACGUGAUACCUUUCCAAAUAUUUGCCCCCUUGAAGCAACUGUCAUUUCUGGAUUUAUCAUUUAACAUGCUCACUACGAUACACGACGAUUUUUUCUUGCCCAACAGCAAACUGCGUACAGUAAAUCUACAGUGUAAUGCCAUAAGUAGAAUUGCUAUCAAUGCCUUUAAUGGUCUACACGAACUAAAAUUGCUCUCUCUCUACAACAAUUCACUAGCGGAAAUUCCCAGCCGUCUUUUCCGGGAACUGAGCACUUUACAGACUCUGAAUCUAGCUCACAAUUACAUAAAAAAUCUGACAAGUAAUUCAUUUUUUGGGCUCCAUCAGCUGAAAUUGCUCAAUUUGAGUAGUAAUCCAAUACAGAGGAUACCGACAGAUCUGUUUCUCCCGUGUGGGCAACUGAACACCCUCAUUCUGGAAGAUACGAAAAUUCACGAAGUAAAGGGUUCCGACUUAAGAGGUCUGUCUAAUCUCAAUUCUCUCGUAUUAAAAAGAAAUUCAUAUCUCGAACAUAUCGAUAAUUUUGUCCUUAACCACACUCCGAGGAUACAGCAUGUUGAUCUCAGCAGUAACAAUCUGACUCAUUUGCCAAUUUCAUUGAGGAGCCUGAGUGAUGUGAGAGAGAUAAGACUGGCAAACAAUCCGUGGGCUUGUGACUGCCAAAUGCUCUGGUUUUUAGAAUGGAGCCAGAAUGUUGCUAUCCCAAAGACUGAACUACACUGUGCGAACAAUCCUCACAACGUAAAACAAAACAAUAUGAUCCUAAUUCUGAGGAGCUUGAACUGUAGGCCAACAACCUUUGUUAGUGCAACACCUCAGAAAAUGUACCCACUGCGGUCUCAUGCCAUGCUCCACUGUUCAUUUAGUGGCAGCCCUGCCCCUUCUAUAACGUGGAUGACACCGACAGCAGAAGUUUUUCACUGGAAUCCUGAUCCUGGUAUCCGUGGUGUUUUUGAUCAUCAUCCACCAGCACACUUUACAAACAUGCAGCCUAUAGAUCACAGCAAGUCACGCAUAAAAGUCCUCGAAAAUGGCACCCUGUACAUUAAAUAUAUAAAACGCUCUGACUGUGGUGAAUACAUUUGUUUUGCCUCAAACCCUAUAUCCAAUGCCACUGCUCGAGUAAUGCUUAACAUUGACCCAAUUACAAUUCAGCAAAUAAAAGUGAUAAGUCUUCUUGUAGGUAUAGCAAGUGCUGCUGCUUUUCUUCUCCUAACUCUGGUGAUAAAACUGUUCAUUUAUUUAAUACACAAGACUGGCUGGCACCAGUACUGCUGCUGCUGUCGAAGAGACAGAAUAUCACCCCGAGCAAAGCAGAUCUACCAAAUGCUAGACAAUAUUGAGCAGUAUAAGACACAGCAAUUGGAAAAACUAAGAGAAAAUUAUACAUUACAGGUGCAUAGAAUUAGGGAUAAUUGUGCUCAGCAAGUAGAAUGGAUCCAAACAAGCUACCAGGGUCAAGUUAAGCACUUGAAGGAUUUUAGAGAUUAUGGCACAAAUCAUUUAACAUCCAUCAGAGAUCAAUACUAUGAGCAGAUAAGGCGAGUUAGAGAUUAUUCAACUGGGCAGCUUAACUGGGUACGAGAAAAUUAUGUCUUCCAACGCAACAGGAUUCGCAAGUUCAGUGCUCAUCAGAUACUUCGUUUCAGGGAAUCUUACAAAUUCCAGCAACAAACACUUGCCAAACUUCUAGAAAAUCUACCGGGAUUCUAUUUUGAAAACUGCCGCUCUGGGUCCUGUGGUCGUACGGACUCUGCAGUUUUUGAACCUGAAGAGGAAAAUGUUGAAGUCUACCUAAAAACAAAAGCAUAUGCCAGCACUUCAAUAAGUGAUUCAAAUAACUCUGAUGAUACACAGAGUCAUAUAUCACUCUAUUACACACCAAGUGAAUUAUCAUCAGAAAGUCCUAACUUUUCUCCAGUGAGUACUGCUAGUCAAUUGGAGUCUAAAUUUAACAUCAGUAUGGAGAGAGAGUUGCCUGAAGAAGAAACUGUGGAACCACAAACCUCUCCAUACUUUUCUCCUGUCCUGUGCCAGUCUAAAGGAAAGAGAACAAGAAGUGUAGCAGCAACCAAAUUGUCAACGGAAGACUGUGCUGUGUUUCAGUGUGCUAAAGUGAACAGAAGUGGAAGUAGUAGUGAUGUGAAAGUGCAGGAGGCAGGUACUCCUGAAGAAGUGGCAGUGCUACUACCCCAGCUCCAUUUGAGUGCACAUGGGUCAUCAGAAGUGUUUGUCUCAAAAUGUGAUGAUGAUGUGGCGAGUGACCAGGGAAAGCAACCAACACCAAGUCAUGAAACUGCGCUGUAGAGCUAAGGAAAGCUGGGUGUGGUAUUUUACUUAUUUAAAUAACUGUGAUAUGUUCCAUUGAAGAAUGUGCUCAGUGGUGUGUGUGUGUGUGUGUGUGUGUGUGUGUGUGUGUGUGUGUGUGCGCGCGCGCGCGCAUCAGAGAGAGAGAGAGAGAGAGAGAGAGAGAGAGAUAUUCUCCUAUGCUGUGAUUUCUCAACUUCCAUGAACUGUAAUAAGCAUUCAUGGCUGCCAGUGGUAGGUAGAUGAAGCUUAAAAUCUCUACUGUAGUCUUUUGUUUCAACAAUUUCCAAAAUGUUUUGCAAAGAAUCUUUUGGAAAUUUUAGGUUUUAGCGACAACUAAAAUUUCUUUAGUCAUUCUCUCAUGCAAUAAAUAAUUAAAUCAAAUGUAGGGUCACAUUUUAAUGAACAGUAAUUGCUGCUUUCUCAAGUUUGUUACCUAGUGCAUUGUCAACAAAAUUGGCAUUUUUUAACUGAAACAUCACAAAUACAGUAAAAAUGAUGGUAUGUAAUGGAACUUGUUUUAGCAAUCUAAUUGUACACUUGGGGAUCUUGUCCUUUGUGGAAUCUCAAUAACUAAGUGUUUUCUUGUUUUACGAAAAGCUUUUCAAGAUGCACUGUCAUGGUUAAAAAUCCUGUAGGAGACACUGCCAUACAAUUAUAAAACAUACAAAAGACUGAGGGGUUGGGUAUUGUUUAGACAGGAACUGAACUAUCAGCAAUGAAACUUAUUCUCAGAGUAAGUUUCAGGAUGUUUCACUUUACGGUUCAUCUUGAAAAGCUGAUUUUUUUUCCCCCCUGUUGAAAUACAAAAACAUGGAAAAGAAAUUCAUUACCUACCACAAACUAGACAAAGGAAGUUCUUCAAUACAAUAAUUAGCUAAAAUGUUACUGAGAUUAAAAAGCACCAUUUUAGUAACAAUGUUGAGAAUGGAUACUUAUAUUUUUGUGGUAAUUCUGUAAUGUUGAAAAUAAACAGCUUUUGAAAACUA